AUGCAUAUCUCGAGCAUCAUGAAGCUCUCCCUCCUCACUUUCGCUACUCUAAGCUUUGCUGCACCAACUCCGGUUACUACUCCAAUGGGUGCGGCGGUUGAGUAUGCUCGUGCUGCCCAAGAUGUUCCACUUAAUCUUGUUGAGCUCAGAAACAAGCGUGAUGGUCCUGUUGACUUGGUUCAGCUUCCCGAGAAGCGUGAUGGUCCUAUCGAUCUUAUUCAACUUCCUGACAAGCGCGAUGGUCCCAUUGAUUUGAUUCAACUUCCAAAGCGCGACAGACCAAUCAACCUUGUUCAACUCACCGAGAAGCGUCAACACUCCCCAAUCAACCUUGUUGAACUGAGUGAUCGCGAAACCACCAAGUAUAGGUCCAUCCGCUCUCGCAACGCCCAAGAUGCUCCCAUCAAUCUUAUCCAACUUUCUGAGAAGCGACAAGAUUCUCCCAUCAACCUUGUUGAACUCAGUAACCACGCUGAAGCUGAGCUCCUAGCAGCACGACAAAAUGACUGCGGUUCUUCACCUUACCAAAACCCAGAAUGCAGCGCUGGUACAGGCUUGAGUAUUCCAGCAUUUGCUGUAAUCGCUAUGGCUUUUUGCGCUAUUAUGAUUGUUUGA
Messenger RNA from Botrytis fragariae, 615 nucleotides. RefSeq lists its product as uncharacterized. The coding region runs from base 1 to 615 and encodes 204 amino acids. The transcript has 2 exons. The record is from RefSeq and is a predicted model, not a curated record. Lineage: Eukaryota; Fungi; Ascomycota; Leotiomycetes; Helotiales; Sclerotiniaceae.